GGCCGCCCCCUCCGCUGGGCCCAGCGCAGCGCAGCAUGUUGCGGGCGGCGGUGAGCGUUUCCCGGCUCUGCCGCGGCCCGGCCCGGCUCGGUGCGCCCUUCUCGGCCGCCGCUUCCCCCAUCCCGGCGCCCAACCCGCGCCCCGACAUCGCCUGCAACAAGAUUUUCAUAAAUAAUGAGUGGCAUGAUGCAGUCAGUAAGAAGACUUUCCCGACUAUCAAUCCAGCAACAGGAGAAGUCAUCUGCCAGGUUGCUGAGGGUGAUAAGGCAGAUGUGGACAAGGCCGUUAAGGCAGCCAAGGCAGCUUUCCAGCUGGGCUCUCCUUGGAGGAGGAUGGAUGCUUCUCAUCGGGGGAAGCUGCUGAAUCGUCUCGCUGACCUGAUCGAGAGGGACCGGGCUUACCUGGCGGCUCUGGAGACUCUGGAUAAUGGGAAACCGUACUCCAUCUCCUACCUGGUGGAUCUGGACAUGGUAGUCAAAUGUCUCAGAUACUUUGCAGGCUGGUCGGAUAAAUUCCAUGGCAAAACCAUCCCAUUAGAUGGAGACUUCUUCUGUUACACCAGACACGAGCCGACCAUCCCGUUAGAUGGAGACUUCUUCUGUUACACAAGACACGAGCCAGUGGGAGUUUGUGGACAGAUAAUCCCAUGGAACUUCCCUCUGUUGAUGCAAGCCUGGAAACUUGGGCCUGCCCUGGCUACCGGGAACGUGGUUGUGAUGAAGGUGGCGGAGCAAACUCCCCUGAGCGCUCUCUACGUGGCUAAUCUGAUCAAAGAGGCUGGAUUCCCACCAGGCGUGGUGAACAUCAUCCCUGGCUACGGGCCCACCGCAGGGGCUGCCAUCUCUUCCCACAUGGACGUAGAUAAAGUGGCCUUCACCGGCUCCACGGAGGUUGGGCAUCUGAUCCAGAAGGCUGCAGCAGAGAGUAACCUAAAGAGGGUGACACUGGAGCUCGGAGGAAAGAGUCCCAAUAUAAUCAUGUCUGAUGCAGACAUGGACUGGGCUGUGGAUCAGGCCCACUUUGCCCUCUUCUUCAACCAAGGGCAGUGCUGCUGUGCUGGAUCCCGAACAUAUGUCCAGGAAGAUGUAUAUCAUGAGUUUGUGGAGAGGAGUGUUGAGAAGGCCAAGGCCAGGGUGGUUGGAAACCCAUUUGACUUUAAAACAGAACAGGGGCCUCAGGUUGAUGAAGAGCAGUUUAAGAAGAUCCUUGGUUAUAUUAGCACUGGGAAGCGUGAAGGAGCCAAACUGCUGUGUGGUGGCAACCCUGCUGCGGACAGAGGCUACUUCAUCCAGCCAACUGUCUUUGGCGACGUGCAGGACAACAUGACGAUUGCCAGAGAGGAGAUAUUUGGGCCGGUCAUGCAGAUUCUGAAAUUCAAAACCAUUGAGGAAGUCAUUGAGAGAGCAAAUGACUCCAAGUACGGCCUAGCAGCAGCAGUCUUUACAAAGGACCUUGACAAGGCAAACUAUGUGUCACAGAGCCUGCGAGCCGGAACAGUCUGGGUAAACUGCUAUGAUGUGUUUGGUGCACAAGCCCCGUUUGGUGGCUACAAAGCCUCUGGGAAUGGGCGAGAGCUGGGAGAGUAUGGUCUGGAGGCAUAUGUGGAGGUGAAAAAUGUGACAAUCAAAAUUCCACAGAAAAACUCCUAAAGGGCAGCAGCCUCUCCGUGUGUUUGGAGACACCUAUGCAGCUUCGUGAGAUACAGAGCAAGGAAACCUCUUCUUAACACGCACAAACCUUAGGUGGAAAACACUUAACUCUGCGUUAAGAAAUGUUUCUUUAGAAGGUUACCUGAAGGAGCUUUUGUUUAAAAACCAUUACUUGGCUUUAUCUUUCUAAAAUACCAAAUACAGUUGAGUACUAAUGCGUUACACGGGUGUAUUCCUGUUGCAUCUCUUUUUUCCAAGAAAUUGUUUAAAUGCUUGUCUGGUCUGGAGGAGGUUUUAUAAUAACUUUUUGUUGGCUUACACAGCUAGUUCUAUACUCCUUGCCCUAUACACCUAACCCAUACGUCCCUCUUCUGUAGGUAAAUCAAGAGCAACCCUUCAGCGUGAAUCUGUGAGGUACAAAUUUGUUCUCUGCUCCUCCUGUUGUAUCUAUUCCCAAUAAACAUUCUUGUCUUAGUGAGGUUAA
This is a messenger RNA of Calidris pugnax (ruff), 2133 nucleotides long. RefSeq names its product aldehyde dehydrogenase 2 family (mitochondrial) (gene ALDH2). NCBI's taxonomy places the organism in Eukaryota, Metazoa, Chordata, Aves, Charadriiformes, Scolopacidae. The coding region runs from base 36 to 1649 and encodes 537 amino acids. The record is from RefSeq and is a predicted model, not a curated record. Gene Ontology annotation, molecular function: aldehyde dehydrogenase (NAD+) activity. The transcript has 13 exons.